Messenger RNA from Seriola aureovittata, 4901 nucleotides. RefSeq names its product epidermal growth factor receptor substrate 15-like 1. The transcript has 25 exons. Gene Ontology annotation, biological process: endosomal transport; endocytosis. The record is from RefSeq and is a predicted model, not a curated record. NCBI's taxonomy places the organism in Eukaryota, Metazoa, Chordata, Actinopteri, Carangiformes, Carangidae. Gene Ontology annotation, cellular component: plasma membrane; clathrin coat of coated pit; cytoplasm. Gene Ontology annotation, molecular function: cadherin binding; calcium ion binding. The coding region runs from base 700 to 3276 and encodes 858 amino acids.
AGCCUGUCUGUAGAGCAUUCUGGGGGAAUAAUUUACUCUAUUUACAAUAAAGAGGUACAACAAUAGCUACAAAAAUGUGCAAACCUUGUACAAGGUGAGACUAUUGAGGUCCAUUCAUUGUUGUUCAUUUUAAAGUUCAAAGUAUUCAUUUAAAAUACUGAACGUCAUUUUUUGUUUUUUAAUUAAGGUACCAUGCCACACAUCAAUCUGCAGUUACAGUAAGUUCCCAUUUUCCUACUGAUAAAACUCUGCAUAUCUAUCCAAAAAUAAAUCAGUUUAAACAAUGAAAAACAAAAAUGAAUAAGAAGUGUUGUGCAGUUUGCAAAACGAAGAAUAAUACUGGUUAUAUUUAGCCUAAAUAAUCUAAGCAGGGUACAGCAAGACUCUCCAUUUAAACCAAUGUGUGUACACUACCUUUAAUGUCACCACCUGUUCCUCGUCAUACUCUAUUUUUUUCUACCAGGGCGCUGACCGUGACUCAGCCACUAAGAACUAACACCAGGGCAAUUUAAAUAGGAUUGAAAACCACCUCCGCAUUAUAAUCGCUCUGUCGCGGUUGACCCAGACUGUACCCCUGGUGUUGUGGCGGUGUUGUGGUGGAGACGGUACUCCCACCGGAACCACGGUUCUCCUCGAGCUGUCCCCGCUCGUCCCUGUUCGUCUAAGGGGCGUAAGCGCGCUCCCGAGACACCAGGAAAUAUGGCGGCGCUCAUGACUCUCAGUCAGUUAUCAAGUGGAUACCCAGCCUAUGAAACCUAUUACAGACAGCUGGAUCCAGGAAACACAGGCAAAAUAUCAGCUGGAGAUGCAGCUCAGUUCCUUAAGAAGUCAGGGCUGUCAGACGGUACACUGGGGAAGAUAUGGGAUUUGGCAGAUUCAGAAAGAAAAGGCUACCUGGAUAAGAGGGGUUUCUUCAUAGCUAUGAGACUGGUGGCCUCAGCACAGGGUGGAAAUGACAUCAGCCUUAACAACCUCAACCAAAACUUAGCUGCACCCAAAUUUAAAGACACUAACAGCCCAUUAUUAAGUGUUUCAACAGCAGGGCCUGACUCACAGUGGGCAAUAAGGCCUGAUGAAAAAGGGAAGUUUGAAGGCAUUUUCGAGAGUCUGUCUCCUGUAAAGGGUCUCCUCCCCGGGGAUAAAGUCAGGCCAGUUUUGAUUAACUCCAAGCUACCUCUGGAUGUGUUAGGAAAGAUUUGGGACCUAAGUGAUGUAGAUAAAGAUGGACAUUUGGACAAAGAUGAAUUCACAGUGGCCAUGCAUCUUGUGUAUCGAGCCAUGGAGAAGGAGCCCAUCCCAGCUAGCUUACCUGCUUCCCUCAUCCCUCCAUCUAAAAGGAAGAAAUCUGCUGGUGCGCUGCCAGGUGCUGUGGCUGUGCUGCCUGCUCUGUCAGGGUUUAUGGCUGGCCCGGCUCCUCUCAAAGAUACCUUACGAAGCACUCCUCCUCUGGUCAGCGCUACUCCCCUCAGCACCAGUACAGUCAACCUCUCUCCAAAACACUCCUUCAAAUCCAGCUCACCGCCAGCGGUGAACUGGGUGGUACCGGUGGCUGACAGGGAGAGAUAUAAUGACAUUUUCAAGCAAACAGACUCCGACAAUGACGGCCUUGUCACUGGCAGCGAGGUGAUAGAGAUCUUCAUGCAGUCCAGUCUCUCCCAGACAAUGUUGGCGCAGAUAUGGGGAUUGGCUGACACUAAACAGACGGGCAAGCUGACCCGGGAGCAGUUCUCUCUGGCCAUGUAUCUGAUUCAGCAGAAGGUCAUCAAAGGUGUAGACCCUCCCUCCACUCUCACUCCAGACAUGAUUCCUCCCUCAGAAAGAACGGCGACAUCAGUGGCUGGCCCUAGCUAUGUGGGGCUUUUGUCUUCUCUGAGACCUGAACCUGCUGUACUAGCUAAUAUGCGCAGAGACAGCACCAGCUCCACGGGGUCGGCAGAGCUGACAGGCAUCAAAGAGCUGGAUGACCUCAGCCAGGAAAUAGCUCAGCUGCAGAGAGAGAAAUUCAUCCUGGAGCAAGAGAUACGGGAAAAGGAGGAUGGAAUCAGGCAGCAAAACACUGAAGUUCAGGACAUGCAGAAUGACUUGGACAGGGAGAGCAGCAGUCUGCAGGACCUGGAGUCCCAAAAGCAGGAUGCCCAGGAACGUCUGGAGGAGAUGGACCAGCAGCGCUCCAAGCUGGAAGGGAUGCUCAACGACGUCAAGCAGAAGUGUCAGGACGAGUCGCAAAUGAUUUCGUCCUUGCAGAGCCAGAUCCGCUCUCAGGAGACUGACCUCCUGAGCCAGGAGGACGAACUGAGCCGCACCAAGGCAGACCUGAGUCGGCUGCAGGAGGAGGAGGCCCAGCUGGAGCAGAGCCUGCUCUCCGGUCGCGUCCAGCUGGACAGCAUCGUCAAGUCCCUCAAAACCACCCAGGAGGAGAUCAACCAGGCUCGCAGUAAGCUGUCGCUGAUCCAGGACAGCCAACAGGAGCUGACCAAGACCAUUGAGCAGUACAACAGCGCUUUGAGUGACAUCAACGGAGGAAACUUCAGCAACAUGCCCGACCUAAGUGAAGGGUUUGCUGAGAAGCAGAACGGAGGCUUCAGGAGUGCGGACGAUUCUUUCAAGUCAAAGAUAGCCAUGUUUAACAACAGCAGUGCUAAGGAGCCCCCACCUGACCCCUUCCAGACAGAAGACCCCUUCAAGUCCGACCCCUUCAAAGAUCCGUUUGGAGGAGACCCUUUCAAAGAAAGUGAUCCCUUCAAAGGCACCUCAUCUGACGAUUUUUUUAAGAGGACGGACAAGUCAGACAUGUUUGGAUCCUCAGACCCCUUUGGUAGAAAACCCACACUGCCCGCAAAGCCGAGUGCCUUCAGCAGUGGUGACCCCUUCAAAUCAAACAGCCCAAAACCAAAGGAUUCAGAUGUGUUUGGGACAGCGGACCCCUUUGGAAGCAACUCUUUUGGAAGCAAGGGGGGUGGAUUUGCUGACUUUAGUCAGAUGUCAAAGAAGUCGGACAACCCUGUGCUCCCAUCAAAGAAAAAUGUGCCUAACCGGCCUGCACCUCCCUACGUAGGUAUGCUCAGUGCGGCAGCGUCAGAGCCACUCCAGAGCGUUUGCUCCACAGCAGACAGUAAAGACUCUUUUGUUACGACAGACUCGAGCAAAACAUCCAAAGACUGUCCUGUGGGUUUUGCAGAUUUUGCCUCUGAUCUGAACAUGUCAAGUUUGGAAGUGAGAGCCAGCAGCUGGAGUGGGCCAAGCGGGAGAGCGAGCGUGAGGAGCAGGAGAGGCUAAGGAGGCUGCGGCUCCAGGAGCAGCAGGACCUGGAGCUCGCCAUCGCUCUCAGCCGGGCUUACUCGCCCAGCGCCUGACCAGGCGUGCCCCACCACAUCUUUACAGUCCUCCUCAUUUUGCCUCAUAGUCCUCCCGUCCGCAGGCUCAUGACAACAGCACCGACACUGGCCCGAUAUGACUAGCAGCCCCUGUUACCAAUUUGUGUAAGAGACUAGAGUUUCUCCCGCCAUGACUGGACUCGUGUCAAAUGACUCCACAUUUAGCAACCAGUUAAGGUUCAUUGCUCCCAAACUACAUGGCAACUAUAAUCAGGGACAAUACGGAGCCACUUGAUUUAAGCCUGGCUUCAUCCUGCAAGAACAUAGCGAUUUAACGCAACCCAAACCAGCAGGGUACCCGACUACAACCUAUAUCUAGCUCCAUAUCUUGUUAUGGUUAAUCACCCUGCCUUAACCAAAAGCCAGUUUGUUGCAAACAAAAAAUGUUAAGAAUAUUUUACUGUUUUAUUUGUAUACAAAAGCAAUGAAUCUGUGGUGUAUGAAGUACUUGUAAAAUGCACUGUAUAAACUGUUUUAUAUAACCUUUAAUUACUCCAAAAAAAUUCAUGUUGAAAGUCAAACCAUACGCGUUGACUACCCUGUUAGCCCGUGUUUAGUCAUGUAAUGUAAAUAUUGUUAGAUAACGGUUUUAUGUGCAAACCAUCUUCAAAAAGCAACCCUGUCUUAAAGGACUGGAGUUUAGUUAUCGGCAUGAAAAUGGCACAAUUUCGAUUUUUAUUUCAAAUGUUACAAGUGUUUCCUGCCAUUUAUGAUUGCAUACCUGCUAUUUAUGGCCUUAAAGUACAUGGAUUGAAGAAAUGUUUGAAUAUAAUCAAACCCUCAACAGGGUAUACAUACACGUGUUAAUAUGAAGUUUUGGGAAUCCCUGAUGAGCUUUUUAGUCCUAACAAAGCUUUGGUUGAAUAUGAUUUAGCCCCACAUCACCGGUCGCCUCUUGUAUUUACAAUAAUUAAGAUGCUAGUGAUAAUCAUUGACGUCUUCCUUUCUUAUGAACAAUGUCCAGUCUACCUGGAGCGCUGCUGCACCAUCCCUCUGAUGUCAGCAGCUUGUGUUUGUGUGCGUGUGCACUCCCAUACAACUAAAAGCCUCGAUAAAAUGGAAAAAAGUGUAAAACUACAUUGUUUUUACUGGUGCUGUUACACUUACGCUUUGCCCUUUUUACCUCUUCUGCGACUCUUUUCACAUUAUCGCUGAUGCACACUGACAUCUGCUUCCAGCUUUUCUCUCAAAUCAACCGUCAGAUUUUCUUUUCUGCAUUACUUUUUUUCAGUUCAUUGAUGUCUUAUGAUCCCGUCGGAGGACAUUUGUUUAAAAGCCUUAAAAUAUCGCUUCCUUGUAAUCAUAUAACACUAAUCAGGUUUAUUCGGCACAUAAUGUAUGCACUGUAUAUUCCAGAUCUUACUGGAUAUGUACAGAGUGACAACGCCUUAUUUAUCUACAUAUCAACAUUGUAACGUAAUAUUGCACAAUAUGUAUGUGAUUAUAGAAAAAAAAAAAGUCCUCUGAAUUUUAGGUUGCUCAAAACUGUACCAACUUUUAAUUGAAUAAAAGUGAUUUUUAACAUUC